UAAAGAAGAGAAAAAAAAUUGCAUAGACGUGCACAACAUUCAAUUGAAAGACAUCAUUCGGAACCAUGGAUGUGCCAACUUACAAGUGUAUUAUUAUGGGCGAGAAAUGCUGUGGCAAGACCACGUUUUUGAAAAGACAUCUAACUGGAGAGUUUGUGGAGGAGUAUGUCCACACGGCGCGUGGAUCCACCAGCAUUGUGACACUGACCUUCAACAGCAAUCGCGGACCCAUACAAUUUGAUGUGUUUGACUGGGGCCAAGAGAAUGAGGAGCUGCUACUCCAUCCAGAAGAUUUCUACAAAGACGGCCAGUGCGCGAUCGUAAUGUUUGAUGUGUCCUCGGUGUUUAUCUUCGGUGAUUUCUUCAAACAGUUUUUGAUGUUGAACCUUCCAAUAUCCCUCUGUGGAAACAAGGCGGAUAUCAAGACUGAUAACUACUCUGUAUAUGAUCCAGAAAACUUUUUGAGCAGUCCCAACUUGGAAAAAAAAAUUUUUAGCGAAAUAUCGGUCAAGACGGGGCUCAAUAUUGAUCAACCGUUUCUUUAUCUGGCACGCAAAUUGCUUAACGACUUCACUUUGGAGUUCAUACCGUCUACAGAUGUCUAGUUAUAAGCUAUUCAAAGAAACAGCAAACAGUACACAGUACACAGAUUCACAUAAACAGUAAAGAGGCACAAAGGAAGGGGCGGGCAAUGCAUUCCACUCUACUCCCUACACACACAUACACCUAGUACUUGUGACACUUUCACACUUUCGUUUCAUUGCACUACAAAAUGAUUAUAAAUUACACAAAAUACACAAGGAAAUAAAUAUGUAAUCUGCUGUAACUUCC
This is a messenger RNA of Drosophila persimilis, 831 nucleotides long. Its product is annotated as GTP-binding nuclear protein Ran. The transcript is spliced from 2 exons. Gene Ontology annotation, cellular component: nucleus; cytoplasm. Gene Ontology annotation, molecular function: GTPase activity; GTP binding. Bases 66 to 605 code for a protein of 179 amino acids. Gene Ontology annotation, biological process: protein import into nucleus; ribosomal subunit export from nucleus. Lineage: Eukaryota; Metazoa; Arthropoda; Insecta; Diptera; Drosophilidae. The record is from RefSeq and is a predicted model, not a curated record.